UUCCCCACUCCCAAUCAAGCGCUAAACGAUCAAGAGAAAAUUGGGCGCGAUUUAGCGCUUAAUUUUCCUUGAUCUCACCCCAAGCCCCCACCGUCCCUAUCAUCGGAAAUUCCUCCCCGUUGGAAGCUAUCGACACCAGCCGUUCGAGCGUUCGCCAUGGCCGCGGAGGCGGCGGGGCGGCGGGGGGCGGCGGCGCGGAGGAAGGCGAAGGAGGCCGCGGUGGGCGUCGCCGCGAGGGUGCUCUUCUACCCGACGCUGCUAUACAAUGUAGUGCGGAGCAAGGCCCAGGCCGAGUUCCGGUGGUGGGACGAGGUCGAUCAGUUCAUUUUGCUUGGAGCGGUUCCGUUCCGCAGAGAUGUUUCACGCUUGCAGAAGCUUGGGGUACGUGGUGUGAUAACUCUAAAUGAACCAUUUGAGACUUUGGUACCAUCAUCAAUGUAUCAGUCACGUGGGAUUGAUCACCUUGUUCUUCCUACAAGAGAUUAUAUGUUUGCUCCUUCACUUGUGGAUAUUAAUCAAGCAGUUGAUUUCAUUCAUAGAAAUGCAUCUUCUGGGAAAAUAACAUAUAUUCACUGCAAAGCUGGAAGGGGCCGAAGUACAACAAUUGUCUUGUGCUACCUGGUGAAGUACAAGAAUAUGACACCUGCAGAAGCUUUCGAGUAUGUACGAUCUAAAAGGGCUCGAGUGCUGUUGACGCGUUCGCAAUGGAAGGUGGUCCAAGAAUUCAGCAAGAACAACGCUGAGUUUCCUGCUGUGACAAGCAGUUCGGCAACAGCAACUGCAGCAGGGGACGCCAUACCAGUAACAGAAGCAAAUUUGGAUGGCAAUGAUGCCCCAGAGUCUCUUACAGAAGAUGCCAGCUUGUCUUGCCUGAAGAGUACCCCGUCAAGGCCAAUGAUUAAGAUGCUUUCAUGUUUGUUUCCUUCUCGGAUCUGAUGAAUGAUCACUGGACAUUGGGUGUCCGAGGUGCGUGCAUGUUCUCCACAUAACCAAUUUACUUGUGAAGUGGUGUGCAGAUCUGAAAGGAUGGCAGCUGCAUUGGCAUAAUAUUUCGGGAGUCAUACAAAUGUCCGUAUUCAUCCAAUUUGCCUGUUUAUAUGUACCUUCAUCAUGAGAAAUCCAUUGUCUGGACCUUUGAUGAGGAUGUAUCUGGGCCAGAAUGGUUGCAGGACAGCCAGAAAUUGAAUUGGACAAUUACCUAUGGAAUCGUUUUGCAAAUGCAUAGUCGAAAUACCUGAUUUUGUUUAUAGAGAUUGUUUGACUGGUAUUCAGAUAAGAUAUGAUUUGAGUGCACAGCACGACUAAAGGGUCAA
Messenger RNA from Setaria italica (foxtail millet), 1313 nucleotides. RefSeq names its product putative dual specificity protein phosphatase DSP8. The transcript is spliced from 6 exons. Lineage: Eukaryota; Viridiplantae; Streptophyta; Magnoliopsida; Poales; Poaceae. Gene Ontology annotation, biological process: protein dephosphorylation. Bases 157 to 936 code for a protein of 259 amino acids. Gene Ontology annotation, molecular function: protein tyrosine/serine/threonine phosphatase activity; phosphatidylinositol-4,5-bisphosphate 5-phosphatase activity. The record is from RefSeq and is a predicted model, not a curated record.